AUGGCCUCUGCUACAAGUGAGCUUGUGUGGAUGUUCUUAUUGGCUGACCUGCACAUUGAUCACAAGAGUCCGGCAAAGCUACACUGCGACAACCAAGCUGCACUUCACAUAGCUGCCAAUCCAGUCUUUCACGAAUGCACCAAACACAUAGAGAUCGACUAUCAUGUUGUUCGUGAGCGCAUACGCUCUGGGGUUAUUUCGACAGCUUAUGUACCUACUGGACAGCAGCUUGCCAAUAUAUUCACCAAGCCACUUGGACAAUCAGCAUUCCGUUCUCUACUUGGCAAGAUGGGUGUUCUUGACAUUCACACUCCACCUUGA
Messenger RNA from Prunus armeniaca (apricot), 321 nucleotides. The record is from the annotation of a GenBank genome assembly. Lineage: Eukaryota; Viridiplantae; Streptophyta; Magnoliopsida; Rosales; Rosaceae.